Messenger RNA from Pygoscelis adeliae (Adelie penguin), 2540 nucleotides. RefSeq names its product lipin 3 (gene LPIN3). The transcript has 20 exons. NCBI's taxonomy places the organism in Eukaryota, Metazoa, Chordata, Aves, Sphenisciformes, Spheniscidae. The record is from RefSeq and is a predicted model, not a curated record. Gene Ontology annotation, molecular function: transcription coactivator activity; phosphatidate phosphatase activity. The coding region runs from base 1 to 2400 and encodes 799 amino acids. Gene Ontology annotation, cellular component: nucleus. Gene Ontology annotation, biological process: triglyceride biosynthetic process; fatty acid catabolic process; cellular response to insulin stimulus.
AUGAACUACGUGGGGCAGCUUGCUGAGACUGUCUUCGUCACGGUGAAGGAGCUGUACCGGGGUCUGAACCCUGCCACCCUGACGGGCUGCAUCGAUGUGGUUGUGGUGAGGCAGCCUGAUAAUUCCUUCCAGUGCUCUCCAUUUCACGUGCGUUUUGGGAAGCUGGGUGUGCUGCGCUCCAAGGAGAAGGUGGUUGACAUUGAAAUCAAUGGGGAGCCUGUGGACCUGCACAUGAAGCUGGGUGACAAUGGAGAGGCCUUCUUCGUCCAGGAGACAGAGGAAAAUGAGGGCAGCAUCCCCUCCCGCCUCUGCACGUCCCCCAUCCCCAGGGCAGAGAGCCCGGAGGAUGCCGCUCAGUCCUCUCAUGGGCAGGAGGCCUCCAGUGCUGAAGGGACCCUGCGCAAGAGGAGACGACGCAGGAGGAAGCCCAAGCGGAAGGAGGCGUUGGACUCUGAGUUAGAAGGCUGCAAGGAGACCAAAAGCAAGAUGUCCGCGGAGGAGCCAUGCAAGCUGCCAGCCCCCAGUGACUCAGUGUAUUUCUCCUUCACUGAUCUCCCCCGAGAAGAAACCGGGUUGUUGCAAUCCCCAGAGAUGCACCCUUACUCUGAUGGGGAGCUGGCCUCUGUGGACAGCCCCACCCUGAGCCAUCCAUCUUCUCCCAAAAGUGAUUCUGAGCUGGAGAUCAGACCGCAGGAGGGUUUUGCUCUAGGGGCUGAAUCCCAUGUGCAGUGGACCUGGGGAAGGCUCCCUCAGGUGAAUAAAUCGGAACGAGUUGAACCAGUCAAGUCCACAAAGGCCUUUGCUACUGCAGCAACUACUGUCUCUGUGACACCAAUCCCAGUGGAUGAGGCAACCCAUCUUGUUGCCACCUCUGAAGGGGGGGGCGGGGGGGGCCCGGCCCCCGAGGGCCCCGAGCCCCAGCUGGAAAACCAGAGGAGACAAGGAUCCACCAAAAGAAGUCCUCACUUGGGUCCCAGUGAUGUUUACCUGGAAGACCUCUCCAACCUGGAUGAGGAGCAGGUGGCUCUCUAUUUCCCCAGGAGUGACAUGGAGCGGAGUUCAAAGCCUGUGGCAGACCUCAGCAACUCUCUGUGUGUCCAGCUGCCGUCUGACUUGCCUGCUGACAGCCCCAUGGACUCCGACUCUGAUUCAAUGCCCACGAUUGCCCUGUCGCUGUGCGGAGGCCUGGGGGGCAGCAGGCAGAUCUCUUGUGAGAAGUUCAUGGAGCACAUGGUCUCCUACCAGCAGUUUGCUGAGAAUCCAGGACUCAUCGAUGACCCAAACCUGGUGAUACUGAUCAACAAGAAGUAUUACAACUGGGCAGUGGCUGCUCCCAUGGUCCUGUCUCUGCAGGCUUUCCAGAGGAACAUUCCUGAGAGCACCAUUGACCAACUGGUGAAGGAGAAGAUGCCCAAGAAAGGCAGCAGGUGGUGGUUCUCCUGGAGAAGGAGAGAAUUCCCAGCAGAGGAGGUGUUUGCAGUGGCGGCUGUGACAACCGCCAAGGAAAGCCAACGUGGGGAUGCUGCAGAGGAGGUGUCAUCCAGUGACGAUGAGCCCCUGCACCCCAGGGACAUGUUAGCAGUGGAUGCCCCUGCACAGAAAUCUCAGCCAACCUACAAGAAAUCCUUGCGGCUCUCCUCUGAACAAAUCGGAAGACUGAAUCUGCAGGAUGGCCCCAACGAGGUGGCAUUCAGCGUGACGACUCAGUACCAGGGCACAUGCCGCUGUGAGGCCACCAUCUACCUGUGGAACUGGGAUGACAAGGUGGUGAUCUCAGACAUUGACGGCACCAUCACCAAGUCAGAUGCUCUUGGGCACAUCUUGCCACAUCUGGGAAAAGACUGGACUCAUCGUGGGAUUGCUAAACUCUUCCACAAAAUCCACCUGAACGGCUACAAAUUCCUCUACUGCUCAGCCAGAGCGAUCGGCAUGGCGCACAUCACCAAAGGCUACCUCAAAUGGGUCAAGGAGCAAGGCUGUGCCCUCCCCAAGGGCCCCAUCCUGCUUGCCCCCAGCAGCCUCUUCUCUGCCUUCCACAGGGAGGUGAUUGAGAAGAAGCCAGAGGUAUUCAAGAUUGCCUGCUUGAUGGACAUCCAAAACCUCUUUGCCACGAAGCUGCCCUUCUAUGCGGCCUUUGGGAACAGAGCCAAUGAUGUCUACGCUUACAAGCAAGUGGGCCUGCCAGAGAGCCGCAUAUUCACGGUCAACCCCAGAGGAGAGCUGAUCCAGGAGCUCACGAAGAACCACAAGUCAACGUAUGAGCGGCUGUCGGAGCUAGUGGAGCUUAUCUUCCCUCCCCUGGGACAGAGUGGGAGCCUUGCUCUGGUGUGUCCAGAGUACAGCCACUUUGCCUACUGGAGACCUCCACUGCCUGCUGUUGAUUUGGAUGCCUUCUCCUGACCCCAUUACCUGUGGAGACCUGCCCCAGGACUCUCCUGUGUGUCCUCUGCCAGGACUGGAUGGUCCAGAUGCGUCUCUUCCUCCCUGUUUGCUGCUCAGGCAUUUUGCACUUCUAAUACGGGUUGUGUUCUGCACUAGAA